CUUCCUGUUGAACAGGUUAAAAUCCCAUAUCGAAUUUUCGUUGGGGGCAUCGCAUUCAACGUAAGUUUCAAUAUUUUUUAUCACUUAUCAGUUUGAAGUGGACUAACGCGAUUUAGACAUCAUCGUAUUUUCUUUCUUUGACAUGGUUAACAAAAUCUACGGUUACAGUAAAUUGAUUUAUAUGUGCAAAGAUGGCGACAAAUUUGAGGAUUUACUUCAGUUACUUAAAUGGUCGAGAACUGAAAUUUUGUUGCUUAGUAUACUUUGAUAUUGUAUAAUAUGAUUUCAGACUACAAAGGAGGAGCUGAAGGAAUUUUUUAGCCGUUAUGGAGCUGUGCGCGACAGCAAAAUUAUACGAGACGCAGAAGGUUUGAGUAAAGGGUAGGCUGGAAAGUUGUUGCUUGUUUUAUUUUACAUAGUGCUCCAAGUUACUUCAAGCGAAUAUUUGUUGAACAGUUAAGAAGUUUAGACGUUCUUGCUAGAACAAUGACAAGAUGAUGGAAUGAGAGGGCCUAUGAGCUCCAUGGUAGACAAUUUCCAGUUCUGUCUUUGGCCACUCUUCGGCUGGUACACCCCGAAGCGACGUGCAUUUCACGUUUUUAAUCCGUAACUAGCCCAGCUUUCUAUCACGUGUGAUACAAAAUCAUACAACAUUGACUCCUCUCUCACAAUAAAUCCUAUAUCCCGGCUCAGUGAAAGUUUUCAAUAUUUCGUUGAAAAAAAUAAAGGAUUCAUCCGGAAAAAGUUGACUGAAAUGAAAAACUAAUUAUUAAAGGCGAGACUGUAUACAUGUAUCAUAAGAUUUUCCUUUCACCUUUCUUUCAGUCAGAAAUUUAUCUUUUAUGGCCGUUUCUCGUUUAGUUAAGGUACUUCCAGUGGAUACAAAGAAUAAGUGUGAAUUGGAAAUGGUUGAAAAUUUGUUUUCAAAUGCAUCAGUACAACUUGAUUCUUUAAACGAGCAUGCCGAACUUUAACAGGUCUUUCCCUUUUCUUAAGGUUUUUUUAUCGACAGACAUAGCUCUUGCGAUAGGUUAACCCUUUCUCCACUAAAGCUAACAAUACUAAUGGACGCGAAAGUUUAAGAAAACUGCAAGGUGUGAAAAGCGUAGACAUAGUGGCGCCCCAUACAACGCUUGCGUCGGAGAAUGACAGAUCGAAUAGCGACGUUGAUAAAACUGGUUUAUAUUCCCUUAUCCCAGGUACGGAUUCGUGACAUUCUUUCGGGAGGAAGAUGCAAAAAAGGUCAUGAGUAUGGUAAGCUUGCUGGUACUUCGUGUGUGGUAUGAUUUCUACUUAUUUUAGUCUUAUUUCACGUCAAAUCUCUACUUAUUACACGUCAAUAUUGACUUGCAUAUCCCACACACCGAAUAAGCGCGUGUUAUUGCCCGCUUAAGGCGACUGAGGCGGUGGUGGAUCAUUAACAUUCUUUAGCUUCACUUUUACGAGUUCAUAUAAAUUCUUCCCAAGCAAGAGUCUUUUAUGUUAAAUACUAGCGCAGGGAGCUGAGUUCUUCUGGCUUGCAGUCACUGGAGAGAAGACGUAGAUGUGAUGUUUAGAAUUUGUUAUCUUUUAUGGAUCAGUACUAUAUAAAUUAAUUAAACUCUCCCAAAAAGAUUUGGAGAAAAAGUGUAAAAGCAUUUGCUAUUUUGCAUUAUUAUGACAAUGAAGUAGCCCUAGCCUCAAAUGAGUUUUUUAUUUGUGAAGGCUCUUGAAUCAACUCCGUGAAGCAUUAAAUUAAAUCGCAUCUCCAGGGGGAGUCUCGACUCACCUCCCCUUUUAAAGUUCUCGGCCAGGCGCGUAGGGCCGGGAUUUUUGGACACCACUAUCCUGCUUCUAUCAAAAGCUCUUGAUGAGUGUCCUGCUUUCCUCCUGUCAAGGACUCGCCAAUUUUUAUGUCCCUGGGGGAGUACUCAACAAAGUUUUUUACAGGAAGUCUCCGCCCCAAGGUCUGACACCUUACCCUUUUUUGGCAGAAAAGGUACCCCUUUGGUGAGGCCUACUAAGAGGGCAAGGGUGGGGGGGGGACCGUAUGUCCUUAGUCUGACUUUCAAAUUCGGUCGUUUCGCCGUUUUGAGAUGGGAGUAGUCUUUUUCAUUUAGCUUUAUGUGGAUGCUUCAAGGUCAGUAUCCUUGUCAAAAUGUUACCAACAGGGUAGGGCCUCUUUUGUAUACCUUCUAUUGACAGUUGGUGCUCCUUUCACAUGCCUACAAUGUUUAAGGACGCUUUCCAUUUGUCAGAACUGGCCGGCCUGACCAGUCAGUUAGCAAAUGAAAUCGGCUUUUUCCAUAGGUUUGUUGCUGAAAAACCAUCUCCUUCAUGCAUACUAUUUAGGAUUUGACUGAUCUGGCUGGAUUGUUUUGAAGAAAAGUGAAAUUCUGAUUACGAUUGGAAUGGUCUGGCCGGUCAGUUCUGACAAAUGGAAAGCGCCCUAAGACCUUUGGACCUCUUUUAACUGCUGUAAAUGCAUUGUCUGUCAAGUAUGAAGAAAUCAUAAACCUGAACGUUUUCUAGACGUUUUUACAGCCAUCAAAUGUAUCUGUUAGCCCUUAAUUUUGGGACUUUUUACAGACCAAAAUGACAGAUUUCCCUACGCUUUCAUAUACUUCAACCAGUAAAAUCACUGCACUACCCUUUCAUAUACCUGAGGCCUGUAAAGGGUUCCCCUUGCGAGAAGAGCGGAACCACCCUGUACCAGCCAUUAAACGAAGUACCCCCUUGGGGUUACGCCUUAACAAAAAUUUCUAUCUUGUUCUGAAUUCGUGGAAGAUAAGAAAUUAAAGGGGGCUGAAGUUUGAUGAUGAAGAAGCAGGUUUUUACAACUUUGUUUGUGCUUUUUUUCAAGGGUACCAUUUUCUUUAAAGAGAAGCGAUUAAACAUCUCGGAAGCCUAUCGGAAACAGUCACCCGUACAUGCAACC
Molecule: messenger RNA, 2917 nt
Organism: Porites lobata
Lineage: Eukaryota; Metazoa; Cnidaria; Anthozoa; Scleractinia; Poritidae
Source: the annotation of a GenBank genome assembly